UGGGAAAAUGUGGUCACAACCCAAUCACAUAUCGACAUCUUUGUUAACUACAUUCAAUAAAACCGAUUUUUGCGAAUCUGUGGUUUAUGCAACCUAGGUAAAUUCACAGGUUACUCGUAUGAGCAAUAAUUUCAACCAGCGGUUCUUUUUCAACAUGGAGCGGUUCAAAAUCCAUCAACCCAGUUCGAAGGAAGCUUGGAUCAGCGACAUAUCAUAAUUUCACCCACCGGAAUACUUUUUGUACGCAACGAAACUCUGAACUCGUCUUCUAUAAUACUUCGUAGCUGGUUUCGCUGUGCGAUAACCGCAUAAGGAAAACGCGACUAAGCUAUCGAUUGUGAAAUGUUGCUCCUAAUUAUCAUUAUUGCAACGCUCACGUUGCCGACUGACGGGAAACGAUUCUACAUCACCAGUUCGGGAGUCUGUACAGACUGCCGGUGGUCCGAGGAUCAGGAGUACCAGUGGUGCACAGCUGACACGUUGGAUUACUGCUCUACAUCACCAGGAUAUUCUUCGAAAAACAAAAAGUGUAAAUCUGAUCAUGCUUGUGACGAACACGGAUACGGGUACAUGUGGUGUUACCUGGAAGAAGGUGGCUGGGAUUACUGUUCCCUAAUCGAAGAUACAACGGCAAAGCAAUUUACUUACACAGCAAAAGAAUGCCAAAGCUAUUGCGAUAUCAAAGAUAAAGAUUAUAAGUGUCGCUCCACGGAUCAUACGUACGAGCACUGCUCGCUUAUUGAUGCGCUUACUUCGGAUGGGAAAGCAUGCCGGCACGAAUCAAACAACGACGAAACCUACUGCAGCCCUCACUCGUAUGCAUACAAGUGGUGUAGAGUUUUCGGAGGAUCCUGGGGUUACUGUUCUAGAGUAGAAUUUGACGAUAGUCUUCUCAAAACGGAUGUUGGGACCUGGCGAAAAAGAGCUAGAACGUCGACGUGCGAGCAUUCAGGUGCGACAAUCGUUCACCAAACCGAGCAGCACCUGGCGAACAGAAGCCGUCUUGUAACUACUAUUUUCUGUAAAAAUCACGACUCAUCAAUUAUCCAGCGUGCCACAGGCACUUGGUUGACCGAUGCCCGAACAGUUUUAUAUAGAUGGCACGCGCGUUUAAGCUCCGAUCGUCCAUUGCAUUCCACGACUGAGCAAAGUAACGGGCGAAUUCGUCUGGAUAGACAAGGAGUAUUUUCCAACAGUUACGGAAAUUUUAUCAACUUCCAGCUGCAAAUCAAUGAUGAACCUAUACGACCGUCUACAGUUGCUCAAGUGAAUAUUGCGUCGAACCUUCAAGGGUAUGAUCUACGAGGAUAUAGGCGUAUCUUAGUGACCGGUCUUCAUUACAGUUUGAACACCGGAGGCAGGGUUUGGAUUCUCCAACAGCGUCUGGGUCCUCGCGACGAAGCACAGUGCCCUCGGCAAUAGUAGCUUUUCAUUUGAGCUACAGGAUUGCACACGAUAUAUGAUCCAAUGGGAAUACAAGGUUUUUUGUAUGUCACGUGUGCUUUAUUAUUUUCAUACUCAUGAUGAGAUAUCAUACUCAUUAUCAUACACGAGAUGGUAUGGCAUGCAUGAUUGAAAUGGACGCGAAUGUGGAAUUUAAAUUUGGAUGAGUUCGAAUCGAUAACAGAAAUCCAUUUACUUCCUCCAAAUAAUUAUAGUUCCGGAUAGCGUAAACUGCAGAAAGCAGACUUCACGAAAUAAGUCGUUGAAUAAAUGAGAAUUUUGCAAAGUUGUAUAUCGUCAAAUACUUUAACACCAGUUUGUUAUGGUCGAGUCAUUUAUUUAUAAAUUAUUGGUUAGAUAGUUUAAAGUAUAUUAAUUAAUUGUCAUAAAUGUAUUUUAUCGAUUAAUCGUAUAAUUUCGAAACGUUCAGUACGAAUCGCUUCCUCUUGUGAAACCGAAUUCCUCAUACUAUACGAAACCUCUUUUAGUCAAUUGCGAAACGUAUUUCACAGAUUCUCAGAUUUUCGAGUUCCUUCACCUUUAAGAAAUGUAAGCGAAAUGCACAAUUCAUUGCGAGAACCCGGAACGACGCUCACUCACUUAGACACACUUUUAUAUUCUUGCAUACGCAUUUGCUCAACAGUCUAAAUUCUUACGCUGUUGUUCUAAUAUUGGAAGCAUCGAUAGAGAAUUUACAACAAAAAUUCGUUAGUCUUUCGCUAAUCUUCAGUCUAAGCGGAGCUCCUCAGGUAUUAUUACCUCGAGUCCGAGUCUUGUUCCAGGUUCUUACAAGAUAGUUAAUAAUUACGCGUCUUCGAAUCUUCGCGAUCAAGCAUCACUGCUCGAGGGCUAGUGAGGCACUGAGGUGCAGCGUUCCUUUACUUCUUGAAGGCAAAUAAGAACUCAUUAAUCAAUUAUUCACAUACUCAAACCUUAGAAGUACUAAUAAGAAAAAUCCAAAAAUCAAACAUUAUUUCGAUAUAUUAUAUUCUCAAUUCAUCGAGUGUACUACGCGAUUUGUGCACGUGGGUGUGCCGACUACACUGUCUUCGAGGAGACCCGCAACGUUCAGCAUCGCAGCACGCCUCAAAUUACGCGUAGAACAUCGACCCGUAAGUCCAAAACUGUAUCACCUUUUAUUUCAUUUAUGUUAUAUGAUUGUAAACAAGAGGAAGUAGACUGCGAUCUUAUUCGACUGUAAUCUAAAUUUCCAAUUAUUCCUCAAUAAACUCGUUACUUUUA
Venturia canescens is the source of this 2685-nucleotide messenger RNA. RefSeq lists its product as uncharacterized. The transcript is spliced from 2 exons. The coding region runs from base 343 to 1422 and encodes 359 amino acids. The record is from RefSeq and is a predicted model, not a curated record. NCBI's taxonomy places the organism in Eukaryota, Metazoa, Arthropoda, Insecta, Hymenoptera, Ichneumonidae.